Messenger RNA from Myiozetetes cayanensis, 2339 nucleotides. It is a transcript of the gene RCN1, whose product is annotated as reticulocalbin 1. The record is from RefSeq and is a predicted model, not a curated record. Gene Ontology annotation, cellular component: endoplasmic reticulum. The transcript has 6 exons. Gene Ontology annotation, molecular function: calcium ion binding. Lineage: Eukaryota; Metazoa; Chordata; Aves; Passeriformes; Tyrannidae. The coding region runs from base 25 to 987 and encodes 320 amino acids.
UGGAGCGGGGUGCGGGCUCUGGCCAUGGCGGGUGGCGGUGCGGGCCGGGCGCUGCUGCUGCUGCCGGCGCUGCUCCUGGCGGCCGGAGCGCUGGGCAAGCCCACGGCGCGGCAGGAGCGGGCGCGGCCCGGAGCCCAGCACGACGACCGGCCCGGCUUCCAGUACGACCACGAGGCCUUCCUGGGCAAGGAGGAGGCGCGGAGCUUCGACCAGCUGAGCCCGGAGGAGAGCCGGGAGCGCCUGGGGAAGAUUGUGGAUAGAAUAGAUGACAACAAAGAUGGCUAUCUCACAACAGAGGAGUUAAAAACCUGGAUUAAGCGGGUACAGAAACGCUAUAUCUAUGAAAACGUGGCUAAAGUUUGGAAAGACUAUGAUCUAAACAAGGACAAUAAAAUUGCCUGGGAAGAAUACAAACAAGCCACAUAUGGUUAUUAUCUAGAAAAUCCAGAAGAAUUCCAAGAUGCAGCUGAUCCGCACAGUUUUAAGAAAAUGCUGCCCAGAGAUGAAAGACGAUUCAAAACUGCAGAUCUGGAUGGAGACUUGGCUGCCACUCGUGAAGAAUUCACUGCUUUCCUCCACCCAGAGGAGUUUGAGCACAUGAAAAACAUUGUUGUCCUAGAAACCUUGGAAGACAUAGACAAAAAUGGGGAUGGUUUUGUGGAUCAAGAUGAAUACAUUGCUGACAUGUUUGCAAAUGAAGAGGGUGGACCAGAGCCUGAGUGGGUGAUUACAGAACGUGAACAGUUUGCAGAUUUUCGUGACCUCAACAAGGAUGGAAAGAUGGACAAAGAUGAGAUUCAGCACUGGAUUCUCCCACAAGACUAUGAUCACGCCCUGGCUGAAGCCAGGCACUUAGUCUAUGAGUCUGAUGUAGACAAGGAUCAAAAACUAACGAAAGAGGAGGUUCUUGACAACUGGAACAUGUUUGUUGGAAGUCAAGCUACUAAUUAUGGGGAGGACCUCACAAGAAACCACGAUGAACUAUGAUAGGAAUACUAACCAGGAUGCUACAACCCCUUUCCUCCACUUUACUGAAAUCACUGUGCCCAUCCCUUCUUUCAGGGGCAGAUGGGCAAGGGACACUCACAACUGAAUGACUUGCAUUAAUAUAUUUUUAACAUGCCAGCUUAUUACCUCAGAAAGCGCUUAGAAAUAGCUUUUUACUCUUUUCAGAUGGUUAAAUACAAUAUAUAGUUACUACAGUUUUAUUUUUGAAAAAAUAAAAAGGUAACUUCUCUGAGUAGAUUAGAGCCUGACAUGGAAAAGGCACUUCUAAAAAAACAUAAUUGCAAGGAGGUUUAAUAGUGAAAUAUUUUCUUCAAAUCUUUUACCAUAGUGAAAUGCAGCUAGGGUUAGAAAAAAACCUAAUGUUUAACCAGACUAAGUUGUUGUCUUUUUUAAUAGCAUAUGACAAUUUCAAGUUAAGACUUUGAUCCAGAGAAGAGGUUUGAUACAACCUUUGUCUCCACACAGCUUUUGUCUCCCACUUUGGGUCAGAGGUGCUGCAGAAGGUAUCUGGUGCAGCUGGCCCUUCUCUCUGACCCCCCAUCACAGAGCAGAAGGGAUGUGGAGUUCAGAGGGCCAGCUGCUCAUUCCGACAGACGACAGGGUGACUUCCAGCUGUUUGGGGGCUGUUGGUUACGCUGUUUCCUGGGAGGAAUUAUGCCACACGGAGCAUAAUUUACCUCACGCUUUUCGCACUUUACCCGAGCCGCGCACUUGUUCGUGCAGUGUGAAUGGCAGCAGCUCUGUGAUGGAGAAAGAACGAGACAUAUCACCCCUCUGGGCCUUCUGCCUCCUCUGCCACAUGAGAGGACGGAUUUAUGUGGCUAAUGUUCUGGGUUUGUAUGUAUAUACCUAUAAGUACGUGUUACUGAAGCAACUCCACAAAGACAGCUCUCCUUCCCAAAAAGGGGGUAAGCUUUCCACACAGGUGCUUUCUUUUUUUACUGUAAAAUGUGAGCUGUUACAUGUAUAUUUUUAUAUACCCAAGUUAGAUAAGUUUGGUUGGUUUCAAAUGUACCGGUUUUAAAAUAAGCACAAUAAAAACCAAUACUUCUUUUUGAUACUGUGAAGGUGCAAUAACACUAACACGGACUAACACAGAGAGAGGAUGUGAAAGCACAAACCAAGCCUCUAAAGCCAGUAGUUCCCAAAGGACUGGGUCAUUGGCAGCUCCUGCCACACUGGGUGGUCAUCUACAAACAGCAGUUGGAUGUACAGCACCAACUGUUUCUUCUUCACUUCAAUUAAAAAAAAAAAAAAAAAAAAAAAGAAAAGCUAGAAAGAAGUCCAAUAUGCUAUAACUAGAAUUAUUUCUGAACAAGAAUACCUGGGAG